AACCUUCAUCGGUCUUCUCGACAGCUUCAUAUUCCUCAUAAACUUUUUACAGCUAACCUCCACUUGAUUUCUUCGUCAAUUCAAUCAGGUUUUGAUGUGUAAAGGUUCGAAGGGUAAAUUUUGUUCCACAAAUUUAGUCAUGGAGGGAGAUAAAAUUCAAGAAAAUAAAAAUGGGUUCUUCUUGAAAUGUUCGAUUUUACUGGAAUUAGCAGCCAUCGAUGAUGUUGCUGGGUUCGUAUUCGAGGUAGAAAGGAAGGGGAUGAGCUUAGAUGAAGUCAGUUUUUGGUAUGGAAGAAGAAACGGCUCUAAAGGAAAGAUGGGGUUCGAAGAACGAACUCCGCUCAUGAUUGCAUCCGUUUAUGGAAGCACCCACGUCUUGAAAUAUCUGAUCGGAACCCAAAAGGUGGAUGUCAACAAAGCUUCCGAUUCCGACGGCGCCACCGCCCUCCACUGCGCUGCCGCAGGUGGGUCUCCUAUGUCCGUCGAAACCGUCAAACUUUUGCUUGAAGCCUGUGCCGAUCCUAAUUUAACCGACGACAACGAUAACAAACCGGUAGACCUGAUUGCUCGUGGCAUCAAAUCCUCCAAACGGAAAGCUCUGGAGAUGUUGCUGAAGGGUCUAACGAUCGAAGAGGGAAGCGACAAGGAAGAAAGUGAAGAAACGGAAAUUAUUACGGCGAAGAAAGAAUACCCGAUUGAUGUAUCGUUGCCGGAUAUAAACGACGGUGUUUAUGGUACCGAUGAAUUUAGGAUGUAUAUGUUCAAGGUGAAGCCAUGUUCCAGAGCUUACUCUCAUGAUUGGACGGAGUGUCCGUUUGUUCAUCCCGGCGAGAACGCACGGCGGCGUGAUCCGAGGAAGCACCAGUAUAGCUGUGUGCCAUGCCCUGAGUUUCGUAAAGGAAGCUGUGUAAAAGGAGAUGCCUGCGAGUAUGCACACGGGGUGUUCGAAUCUUGGCUUCACCCAGCUCAAUACAGGACUCGUCUUUGCAAAGAUGAAACUGGGUGUGCAAGAAAAGUUUGUUUUUUUGCUCAUAAAGUCGAAGAGUUGAGACCCUUGUAUGCUUCUACCGGUUCAGCUGUUCCAUCUCCGAAAUCAGGUUCUGUUAGCUCUAUGGAAAUGGGUUCGAUGAGUCCUUUGGGUCUUGGUUCAACUCCACCCAUGUCACCUUCUAUUGCUCCGGUGAAUGGGAAUAUGUGGCAGAACAAGUUUGUUCAUUUGACGCCACCGGCGCUGCAACUUUCCGGCAGCCGUUUGAAGACGUCUUUAAAUGCUAGAGAUUUGGAGAUGGAGAUGGAGAUGGAGAUGCUUGGAUUGGAGAACAUAAGAACUCAACAGCAACAAAGGCAGCAAUUGAUUGACGACUUAUCUAAUAAUCUUUACAAUAACAGCAAUAGGUUUGGGGAAAUGAAACCAACUAAUCUUGAUGAUGUUUAUGGAUCUCUUGAUCCAUCAAUUUUAUCUCAAAUCCAGGGGUUGUCUCCAAAGGUAUCAUCCCCAUCAGGUCACCAGCAAAUCCGACAGAAUUCGAACCCCCUCCGAUCAUCCUACCCAACGUCCAAUUACCCAUCUUCUCCGGGGAGAAAACCCACAACCUUCGGGUUCGAUUCAUCGGCUGCCGUGGCUCAGGCCGUGAUGAAUUCAAGAUCUGGUUCGUUUGCUAAACAACGUAGCCAGAGCUUCAUAGACCGUGGUGCAGGAGCCACCAUGAACCUUCGGUCAAUGAACCAGUCUUCCACUUAUUCCGAAUGGGGUUCGCCUGAUGGGAAGCUGGAGUGGGGGUUCAAUUGCGAAGAGGCUAAUAAGCUUAGAAGGUCGGCAUCUUUUGGGUUCAGAAGUGGUAACAAUGGUUCACCACCCAUGAAGGGAAAUCACGAGGCAGAUGGUUCGUGGGCAGGGGCUGGGUUGUACAGUUCAUCGGAAAAGGUUCCACAGUGGGUCGAGCAGAUGUAGAUAGAGGAGGAGCAAGUGAUGGCAUGAAGAUCAAAAUCUGUCGUUUUGCCAUCAUCGUAAUUCUUUGAUAAUUCUUGAUUACAUAAUAUUUGAUUAGACGAAGAAAGAUGAAUCUUGAUUAACUUUACAACACAAACAAGUGGAGUUUUUUUUUAUAUUUUUAAAUAAUUUGAUGUAAUUUGUUCUUCAUAAUUCCUAACUGGAAUUUGAUCUUUUAUUUAUUGGCUCAACAUUUUGUAACGUCAAACCGAUGGCUUGAUGAGUGUGAUGUCAGAUUAUGAACAGGUCCAAAGGACAAGCCGGUUUGGUCCAUGCUCCUGUCCUUUAUUUAAA
Cynara cardunculus var. scolymus (artichoke) is the source of this 2284-nucleotide messenger RNA. Its product is annotated as zinc finger CCCH domain-containing protein 29. Lineage: Eukaryota; Viridiplantae; Streptophyta; Magnoliopsida; Asterales; Asteraceae. Gene Ontology annotation, molecular function: protein binding; metal ion binding. The record is from RefSeq and is a predicted model, not a curated record. The coding region runs from base 95 to 1951 and encodes 618 amino acids. The transcript has 2 exons.